Messenger RNA from Moneuplotes crassus, 12483 nucleotides. NCBI's taxonomy places the organism in Eukaryota, Ciliophora, Spirotrichea, Euplotida, Euplotidae. The record is from the annotation of a GenBank genome assembly.
UUUAUCUUAGGUUAAUAUGUCGGACCGACUUGCUCAAAGAUUAUAUUCAAAGUACUCAGAUACAGGGCAGAUUAUCCCAACAAAGCAAAAAAGCUUCAAGAAAUUAAGAGCAAAGAGGAACAAAAACUCUAAAUUACCAGAGAUUUCCAAACUUCCAGCUGAAGAGAAGACUAAAUAUCCUGCACUUCAUUUUCCAAAAGGAUUUGAAAGAUUCAGUGGUUUAGAAAAAGCCCAUCUCACACAAACUAUUAAUGCAGAGGAGUUCAAAGGAGGAAAGCUACCUACAUUAUCAAAGACUCCUUCUCAUAAAUCUUUUGCUGUAGAGAAGCCUGAUGUUUCGUUAAUGCGAACUCUAGCUCCUUCACCAAGUCAUGGAGGAACUUUAUUGAAAGCUCCUCUUGAUCUAGCAAAGACCACUAAAAUUGAGAACAAAUUGGAUACAAUUGAAAAGUAUGGCUUAGGAGAGGGUAUAAAAUCACUCUCUUUGCUAAAGAAAGAACAAGAUUUAGCAUAUAGAAAGAUGCUAGAUGCUCCUAGGAGGAGUGUAACUCAACUUCAACCACUUGAGCAUACUCCUCUAAAACCUGAAAUCGAGGAUAGUGAGGCAGCUCCUAUUGUGUUUAAUAGAGAGUUUGGAGGAUCGCUGAGUAAACUAGACUUAGAGAACAAAAUGAGUGACAAAGAUUAUCUCACUCCACUUGAUUUUAUUGCUUGAUGUGAUCGAGACCCAGAAUUUGCCAACAGGUUCUGCUAUUGUUAUAGAGAAGGAGACUUUUAUGAUUUUCGUAUCGUUCCUUUUGAAAAAUUGAAACUAGGUAAAGAAAGAGACGAGUCACAAAACCAAGAAUAUAUGACUGUGAGUGCCAGUGGUAUUGUGCACUUCAAUUCAAACAACGAAGCAACAUUCUUGACUAUUCCAGAAUGGGAAAGAGAGAAGAUUUUGUUCCAAAAACUAAAGGAGAUUAGAUUUUUCAAACAAUACUUUCUGUGGAAAUCAUUCUCAGCUUGGAAGACGAAAAUGAAGAGAACUAGAAUAUUUAAAACUAGUGAAACACUAAGCAAUGAAUUGUUUAUUUUAGAUCAAGAAUUAUCCAGGCCAUUACUUUCAAUAAGAGAGACUGCACUUUAUAUGUCAAAUUUAGAUAUUGUGAAAAUGUCUUCUGAUAUUGCAAGGAGUUUAGACCAGUUUAAAACUGAGCAGAAAGAUCAUAGGAAAUGGCUGAGAGAAAAUUUAAAUAGAUCAUGCAGUGAAAUUAAAGACAAACUAGAAGAAUCUUGAGAAAAAUCGAUGAAAACAUUCAAAGAAGUAAACAGAAUUAAUCUAAACGAAAAGGUAGAAGUUGAUGACGAAGAAAAUAAACCUUUCUUAUUUGGAGAUGAGACUGAAAAGCCAAUGCUCUAUGCUCAAGAAGCUACAAAGCGCACUCAUUAUUCAAGGCUAAUCAAAUAUGUAAGACUUGUUGACUACAUAAUCAUGGAAUCAAAACUCAGCCUAAUCGAGAACUCUGUUUCACACGCUCUUGAAGUAGUCCAAGAGGAUCUCAGCAAUAACAGGAAAGUCAUUAUAAGAAGCAAGAUGCAAUCGUGACCUCUUUUUGAAAUAGAUUGCUCUUUCUCGGAUUUCAGAUAUGACGGAUACAACUUGCUUUACACUCCAUCAAUGUACGAUCUCAGAGAGGCUAUCAAGAAUGCAAUAUCAGAAGGAAUUCAACUAGUCUGUACAAACGAACAGUUCUUGCAAACACUUGACUUUAUCAAUAAGAUCUACAACAACCACGACUUUGAGAGUAAGGUUUCUGGGGAGUUCAACGAUCUGAUAAACUUGGCUAUUUCCUCAGAUACAAUAAAUACAAACUGUAAGAAGAUCUAUGACGAAAUCGAAACCUCCUUCAGCCAAGUGACUGAAUAUGCCAAGCAGUACCAGUCUUACAUCGACUUUCACUUAAAGAAUAUUAAGACUAAUUGCAAAGAUUACCCCGACCACGAGGCGUUUAAGAGCGCGAUUGAAGAGCACCAUAGGCAAAGAGACGCUAUCAUGGAAAUCACUAGUCCGCACGACAUUCUUAUUUACAGAGUCAACCUCCUCAAACUCAUCAGUGAAAUCAAGCCUUCUCCAGAGAAAUGUCUGGUUGCCAUCAGCGACUAUCUUCCAAAGCUUAGCUUCAACAGACUGAACACUCUGUGCGAAGAGUUGGAUGAGGCCAAUCUGCUUCUGUCGAGGAUUCCUACCAAUAUCAAUGAAUUCGUGGAGAUCAUGAAGUACAUUUGGAGCAUGGAAUCAUCGAUUGAUGACUACACCGACAGAUUCCAAGGAGUUGAGCAGCUACACAUUGUCAUGGAAAACUUCCACAUUAAGAUCCCUGAGAAGAACAGAGCCAAGUUCAAAGACACUCAUUCAGCUCUCAAGAGCGCCAGGAAUAAGCUGGAAGAAGGGAGAGAGUCAGGGGAGGCCAAUGAGAUCAGAUUUAAAAAGGAGCUGGACAGAGAAGUUCCCAAGCUAGAAAAGAGAAUAGCAGCCUGCAGAGAAGAACUCAAAGAUGAAACACUGAUUAAAGAGUCCACUCCGAUCAAAGACGGAAUUGAAAUGGUAGAUUUUCUGGAGAAAGAAGUUGUCUCGAUACAAGAAAAAGGAAAAACUGUUAACUCACAGCAAAGAUUUUUGGAAGUGAACGAGGUAUACUUCGAGAGCAUAGAUGUUCUCUUUAACGACUUUUCUGUCCUCAAGAAACUUUGGUACGGCAAAAAGAAAAUGAAAGAAUAUUAUCAAGACUGGCUCGGAAUUCCAUUAAAAGAGAUCAAUGUGGAGGAUAUUGAAGAAAAACUAAGUGAAGUUGUAAAGGCAUCUCAGCAAUGCAUGCUUUCUCUAGGAAGCAGCAGUGCUGCUGAGAAAUUCAAAGUCGAGGUGGACUUGAUGAAGAAUACUGUGCCUAUUGUUAGCUGACUGAGAGACGAAGCACUCAAGCCAAGACACUGGGUUGAAAUUAACGAAAUCCUCAACGGGCAAGAAAUUGACCCAGAAAGUGAAGAGUUUACUCUGAAAUCCCUUAUCGAUAUGAAGCUGAGCCAAGAAUCGUGUGAAGAAAUAGCUGAAAUUGCUCUGAAAGCCAACAAGGAGCAAGAAUUGGAGAAUCUAUUUGAAAAAGUGAUAGAAGACUGGAAACCGAUCAAUUUUGACAUAACUCCAUAUAAAGAAUCAAAAGACUACUAUGUCUUAUCGUCAACUGAAGAAGUAACUGAGGUGCUUGAAGAGUCUCUAGUCUCAUUGAGCACUAUCCUAACCUCAAGAUUUGCAGACACAAUUCGGAAGCCGGUAGAACAGUUUAACAAGAAGCUGUCAUAUCUCGAAGAGCUCAUUGAUGAGUGGAUGGAGUGACAAAAAGGAUGGACUUAUCUCGAGAGUAUUUUCCGAUCUCCAGAUAUUUCAAAGAGUCUCCCUGCUGAAACAAAGAAAUUUGGUCAGCUCGACCAAUCUUGGAAGCAUAUAAUGAAGGAAGUAAGCACAUAUCCUCAGUGCACAAGAAUCUUCAGCUCAGUAAGAGAUGAUAAACUUGAGAUUUUUAAAGCUCACAACAAAACGCUUGAUGAGAUACAGAAAGCUCUGAAUAAUUAUUUGGAAGGGAAGAGGCAAGCGUUCUCUAGAUUCUUCUUUCUAUCGAACAAUGAGCUCUUACUCAUAUUGGCUGAGGCCAGCAGAAACCCUGAGACAGUUCAGCCUCAUCUGAGGAAACUCUUCGAGAAUGUAAACAGGAUCAUAUUCGGAGAAGGAGCUGCACACGAGACAAUCAUAAAGGUCGAAUCAGCUGAAAAAGAAGAGCUUCCACUUCUAAAACUACCGAGAGCAAAAGAAGCGGUCGAGAAGUGGCUAAAAGAGCUCGAAGACUCAUGUGGAGAAACAGUCAAAAGAACCAUUAGGAAUUUAUAUACAACAUAUACAGGGGAUGAAAGAGAUGAGAGAGAUAAGCUUAACGAACUAAAAGAUAAUAUCCUGCAAGCUGCCAUCACAGUUGACUCCAUUGUGUGGUGUAGCACCACAGAAGAUGUACUUCUCGAAGAAUCUCCCGAGUUGAUAGAGUCUUGGUUCAUAGCCAUAAAAGAAGGAUUAAAGAUUUUGACCGAGAUUGUCAGAGGGAAAUUAUCCAACAUUCAGAGAAAAACCGUAAUUUGACUUAUGACUCAGGAUGUGCAUUACAGAGACAUUAUUGCAAGUAUUAAAGAAGAAUAUGCAACUAUCGACGAUUUCGUAUGGCAGCAACAGCUCAGAUACUAUAUGAUUGAUAAUAACUAUGUUCAGAUCCACCAGCUCAACUCUAAGAUUAACUAUGGAUAUGAAUAUUUAGGGGCUACAACAAGGCUCGUCAUCACCCCGCUAACAGAUCGGUGUUGGAUGACCAUCACCAGCGCCUUGAGUAUUAAGCUCGGGGCUGCUCCUGCAGGCCCGGCUGGAACUGGCAAAACAGAAAGUACGAAAGAUCUAGCUAAAGGGCUCGGCAAAUUUUGUGUAGUGUUUAACUGUUCUGAUCAGGUAAACUAUAAAAUGAUGGCCAAGCUCUUUGCUGGACUGUCAUAUACAGGGUCUUGGACGUGCUUAGAUGAAUUCAACAGAAUCCUCAUCGAAGUACUCUCGGUUAUUGCCCAGCAACUGAUUACAAUAAGAAAUGCAAUGCUCUCAAAUCGGGAAACAUUUUUCUUUGAUGAAAAGGUUAUAGACUUAAAUCCAGAAAUGGGAGUGUUUGUAACAAUGAAUCCUGGAUAUAAAGGAAGAACUGAGCUUCCUGACAAUCUUAAAGUUCUCUUUAGACCAGUAUCAAUGAUGAUUCCAGAUUAUGCUUUAAUUGCAGAAAUCAUGCUUUUCUCAGAAGGUUUCUCAAAUGCCAAACCUCUCUCGAUGAAAAUGACAAAGCUAUAUAAGCUGGCAUCUGAGCAGUUAUCCCAGCAGAAGCACUACGAUUUCGGAAUGAGAGCUGUGAAGAGUGUAUUAGUAAUGGCUGGCCAGCUCAAAAGAGGGAGCCCCGAAUCCUCUGAAGAUAAGAUUUUGAUUAGAGCAAUGAGAGAUUCAAACAUCCCGAAAUUCCUUAAAGAUGACAUUCCUCUUUUCGACGCAAUCGUUAUGGAUUUAUUCCCGGGGCUCGAGCUUCCUCAGGUAUCAUACGAAAAGCUUUUGGACUCUCUAAAGCAGCACUGCAAUGAAAAUUAUUUAGCUGUUGAUGAGAAACAAUUCGGCAAGAUCCUCCAAUUUUAUGAGACUCUCAAAGUGAGGUUUGGAUGCAUGAUUGUAGGAGACGCAAUGAAUGGAAAAACUAUAAUUUAUGAAAGCUUGCAUGGAGCUCUCAACCGGCUCCAUCGACAAGAAGUCGCCAAAAGAGAGGACUCCGAGGAGGAGAUCCCAGAGGACCAACCAGAAGAGUAUCCUGAAAUUGAGAAAGAAGUGCUUAAUCCAAAAAGUAUUUCUAUCAAUGAGCUUUAUGGAGAGUUUUCCCAUUUGACCCAAGAGUGGACUGAUGGUCUCGCUUCAUCCAUUAUCCGUGGCUUUGUUGAUAGCACGAAGAGGUCUAUGAAGUGGAUGGUCUUUGACGGUCCUGUUGACGCAGGCUGGAUAGAGAAUAUGAACACAGUCCUUGAUGAUAACAUGACGCUGUGUCUCUCUAAUGGUGAGAGGGUGAAGCUUAAGCCAGAGAUGAAAAUGAUAUUCGAGUGUGAUAAUCUAGAAAUGGCAUCACCAGCCACUGUUUCAAGAUGCGGAAUGAUCUAUGUUCCUCCUGAGGCGUGUGGAUGGCAUCUUGGAGUUUAUGAAUGGAUAAAUAGAGAUCUCAAAGGGGAAAGAUAUAAUGAUAAGAUUAGAGAUAUGCUCAGAGGCUUAUUUGAAAAUAGGCUCGAAGGAGUUUUAGAACUCUUUGAGAAAUAUGCUUUUGAGGAACCUAUCAAGACUGUUCCCAAUAAUCUUGUCCAGUCAAUGGAGAGAUUGAUCAUUAUUUUAACUUCUGGCAGCUUGCCUAUCGACCUGGUGAAGCUUGAUGAGGCAGAGAUGAAGAAAGUGAUCACAAGAAUAUUUGUUUUCUCCCUCACAUGGUCUUUGGGAGCAUCGAUAGAUAGUAAAUUCCAGCCAAGAUUUGAGAGCUAUCUUAUGACAGAGUUUAACAUGAAUGAUUUGCCUAAAGGGUCUAUCUAUGACUCUUGCCUUGUAGCAGAAGGGGAGGAAAAAGAGCCUGUGAAAUUUGAGGCUUGGCCUAAAAUUCCGUUUGAAUAUAGCAGCGAAAAGAACUAUUUUAACCUCGUUGUCCCAACAAAGGAUACUGUGAGAUUCUCAUGGUUUGUCAAAGAGUGCCUGAAAAACAGCUUCCCUCUCUUCUUCACCGGAGUAACAGGAGUCGGAAAAUCGAUAAUAAUCAAUAGCGCUAUUGAGGAAAUAAAGGAGAAAAUGCCAUAUGAAGAGAUUUUCCUGGCUUUUUCAUCGCAGACCAAAUCUAGUCAAGUUCAGAUGCAAAUUGAAGAGAAGCUUGAGAAGAGAAGGAAAACGCUCCUCUCUGGUCCGGGCGGAAGAAAGGUUGCUAUCUUUAUUGACGACGUCAAUAUGCCUGAUACUGAUGAAUAUGGAUCCCAAAUGCCCAUUGAGCUCCUCAGGCAGUUCUUAGAGCUUAGAGGAGUGUAUGACAAGCAGCUAUACUGGAAGGACAUUGAAGGAACCACCACCAUAUGUGCAGCAGCUCCACCCGGAGGAGGCAGGAAGGCUCUGAGCAUGCGAUUCACAAGGCAUUUGCACAUGAUCUGUUUGCCCAAAACAUCAGAGGAAUCUCUCCAGCACAUUUUUAAAAGCAUUGUUGACGGAUUCAUCAGAGAGGAGGGAUUCAAAUCUGAGAUAAAGUUCCUCAGUUCAAACAUUGUAGAAGGAUCAAUUGCAGUCUAUAAUGAAGUGACCAAAGAGCUAAAGCCUACUCCUGCCAAAAGCCACUACACUUUCAAUUUGAGAGAUAUUUCGAAGGUGAUCCAAGGAAUAUGCAUGGUAAAGCCUCAGAAAGUAAAUGCUCCUGAGGGAAUGGCCAAAUUGUGGGUCCACGAGGCUUUCAGAGUGUUCCACGACAGAAUGACAAAUGAUGAAGAUAGAGAUUGGUUUAAGGAAUAUCUUACAGAGCUCACACGCAAAGUCUUUAGAGUUGACCUGAGCUCAGAAAUUAGCGGAGAGAAUGAAAUUCUGUUUGGAGACUUUAUGAAUAGAGUUCUUUCCAUCGAAGAUCGGCUCUACGAAAAUAUUAAUGACUAUGAGAAGUUGCUGAAGUGCCUUGGCGAUUAUAUGGCUGAAUACAACAUUGAUCUUAAUCAAAACCUUGAUCUAGUUCUUUUCAGAGAGGCAUGCCAGCAUAUUUGCAGAAUCAGCCGAAUCUUAUCUCAGCCGAGAGGAAGUGUAUUGUUAAUUGGAGUUGGAGGAUGUGGCAAGCAAACACUCACAAAAAUGGCGUCUUACAUUACCGGAUGCCAGAUAUCUUCAUUAGGGUCUAAAAAGAAUUACACUCAGAAGAACUUCAGAGAAGAUGUAGCACAAGACUCGAUAAAGCCUGCUGGGUUGGAAGGAAAGAAGAUAUCUCUCAUUAUUACUGACAAUCAAAUCACAAAUGAAAUUUUCUUGGAAGAUAUAAAUAGCUUACUGAACUCGGGAGAAAUUCCAAACCUCUGGGAAAGCGAAGACAAAGACGAAAUCAACAGAGAAAUGAGAGAAGUAGGCAAGAAGCUAGGUAUUAAUGAAGGACUCACCAACCUGUUUAUACAAAGAGUCAGAGAUAAUAUGCACAUUAUUUUGUGACUCUCGCCUGUAGGAGAGGCGCUCAGAACCAGAAUUAGAAUGUUCCCAUCCCUGGUGAACUGCUGCACCAUCGAUUGGUUUGACACCUGGCCUGAGGAGGCUUUGCUAAGUAUUUCUAAGAGAUUCCUCGAAAGUAUCCCUGAACUCCAGGAUGAUGAAGCGAGGGACGCUCUAUCGAAAGCUUGAGUUUUUGUGCAUUCGAAAGUUGAAAAAGUAUCUGAAGAGUUCUUUAAUUCUUUAAAGAGAAGAGUUUAUGUCACCCCCAAGAGCUACCUUGACUUUAUCCUUAGCUACUCGAAAUAUCUGAAGGAGAAGAAUCACGAACUCAGUGGCAGAAGAGACACCUUGGCGAGUGGUCUGCAGAAAUUGGUUGAAACUAACAAAGAAGUUGCAACUUUGCAAGAAGAGCUGCAGAAGUUAAAACCCACCCUUGAGAAAAAUGUGAUCAAACUCGAAGAACUGAGCAAGAAUUUAGAAAAAGAUAAGGUUGAAGCUUAUAAGACAAAGAUGGUAGUCGAGGAGGAGGCGAGAGAGGUUGAAACACAAGCCAACGAAAUUAGAAUGCUACAAAGGGAAGCACAAGACAGUCUAGACGAAGCGAUCCCUGCUCUCGAGAAUGCUCAGAAAGCCGUCAAUACUCUAAAUCAAUCCCAUAUUGCAGAACUCAAGGUCGUAAAAGAGCCUGUUCCAAACGUUGAGAUGACAUUCAAAGCAGUUGCUAUUUUGCUUGAAGAAAGAACCAACUUCGAUAAGAUCACUUGGGCAGAUAUAAAGAAAAUGCUCGCUUCAAACUUCUUUGGAAAACUUAAAGCUUAUGACAAAGAUAAGAUACCUCCCAAAGUGGUUGCUGCACUAGAUAAAUUUAUUUCCAAACAUCCGAACUUCAAACCGGAGAUUGUUCAAGAGUCGAACAAGGCUGGAAAAUCUUUGUGAGAGUGGGCAAGAGCAAUCCAGACUUACACACACGUUGUACAGAAGAUUGAACCUCUGAGGGAGCACCUGGCUGUUAUGAAUGAAAAGUUCAACAAAGCAGAUGCUGAAGUUAAGGAGAAACAGGAGAAUCUAAAUAUUGAGCUGCAGAAGCUUGAAAACCUUAAAAAGACAAUGAAUGAGUGAAAAGCAGAUAAAGACAAGCUUGACAAAGAAAUCGAUCUGACUCAGUUAAGACUUCUGAGAGCAGAGAAGUUGACAUCCGGACUUGCUGAUGAGCACAGGCGUUGGGGAGAAAACAUAGGCAUGCUUGAGUCUAAAAUCAAGCAGCUCACCGGGGAUGUAUUUAUUUCUGCAGCUUGUAUCUCUUACUAUGGGCCCUUCACAGGAGUCUACAGAAAAAUAUUGGCUGAGAGUUGGCUCGAGAGAUGCAAAGAAUGAGGAAUUGAGUCAAGCGAAACUUUUGAGCUAGAGAAUACCAUGGGAGAUCCGAUGAAGAUCAUGGACUGGCAAAUCGAUAAACUGCCUGCUGAUAGUGUGUCCAUUUGCAAUGCAAUCAUGAUAGAGAAAGGAAUCAGGAAGCCGCUGAUGAUCGAUCCUCAGCUGCAAGGAAGCACAUGGCUUAAGAAUGUUAGCAACAGAGAGCAUGAUAUUCAGAUAGUCAGAAUUUCAGAUCCUAAUAUUUUGAGGACUUUAGAGACCUCUAUAAAAAUGGGGUACGAGUUGAUCAUAGAAGAUAUUCAGGAAACAAUUGACCCAUUAUUCGAACCAGUUUUGAGCGGCGAGGCUGCAGCAGCUGGAACAAGAAGACAGAUAAAAAUUGGGGACAAGAUGAUAGAUUAUGAUCCUAACUUCAAGAUCUACUUCGUUACAUUCCUGGCAAAUCCUCAUUUCCUCCCUGAAACCUUCAUCAGAGUGACUGUCAUAAACUUCACAGUAACCGAAAUGGGUCUUUCCCAACAACUGCUAGCCGAAAUUGUGAAGAUCGAGAAUGAAGAUGUUGAAAAGAGGAAAUAACGAGCUUACCGAAAUUAUCGCUAACGACCAGAAAAGGAUUAAGAAACUAGAAGAUGACAUUCUCAAGAGUCUGGCUAACAGUAGCGAAAAUAUCCUUGAUGAUGAGGACCUUGUUGCCAACCUUGACCAGUCAAAAAUCACAUCUGAUGAAAUUUCGAAAAAUUUACUAGAUAACAAGGAAGCUCAGAUUGAGAUCGAGCAAGCCAGAAGCCAAUAUUCGCAAGUUGCUGAUAGAGGAUGCCACCUAUUCUUCAUAAUUGCCAGUUUAGCAGGAAUAGACCCGAUGUAUCAGUACUCCCUCAACUAUUUCACCAAACUAUUCAAGCAGAUCAUAAUAAACUCAGAGCCUUCAGAGGAGAUCGACAAGAGAGUGGGCAUUUUGAUGAAGACCAUCACAAGAUUAGUGUACACCAACAUCUGUAGAGGGCUCUUCAACACCCAUAAACUAAUAUUCUCCUUCUUGAUCGCAUACCAAAUCUGCAAAAGCAACGAUGAGAUAUGUGCCGCAGAAUGGGACAUCAUGUUGAAGGGAGUUGUUGUGGAUAAGUCAGAGAAGAAGUCAGAUAAUCCGGAUCCAGAGCUUAUUGAUGAAAAGCAAUGGACAUUCAUUCAGAACCUUGAGCUUGUACACGAGAAUUUUGCUGAACUUCCCGAGCAUUUUGAACGCAAUAUCUCGCAGUGGAAACAAUGGGUCCAAACCACAAACAGCCCAACCAAGUUGCCAUUCCCAGGAGGACUUGAUGAUAGAUUGACUUUAUUCCAAAGAAUGCUUAUUUUCAAAGCCCUGAAGCCGGAAAGGCUAUCGCAUCUUUGAAGAGAAUUUGUUGAAAAGAAACUUGGCAAAGAAUUUAGCACAAUGAAGCCAACUACGAUGGCAGAUGUUUACUGAGACUCUGAUUACAAGACCCCAAUUACCUUUGUUUUGACUCAAGGCGCUGACCCAACAUCCCAAAUAAUGACUUUCGCACAAGAAAUCAAAGGUGAAAAGUGGCAAGAAGCCGUUCAUAUAAUUUCUCUCGGACAGGGACAGGAUAAAGUGGCACUCAGAAAGAUCUCAGAGUCUUUGAAGGACGGAUCUUGGGUCAUGCUCCAGAAUUGUCAUCUCUACAAGUCCUUUAUGCCAGUGCUUGAAAAUGAGGUGAUCCAGAUCAGCGAAGGUGGUCACGAAAAAGACUUCAGGCUUUACCUAACUUCAAUGCCUUGCGAUUACUUCCCAAUAUCAGUACUCCAGAAUAGCAUCAAGGUGACAUCUGAGCCCCCGAAAGGAAUUAAGGCCAACCUGCUUGGAAGCGUCGGGUCUAUAAAAGAUAAUUUCUUCGACGACUGCAAGAAGGGCGAGGAGCUCAAGAAGUUUGCAUUUAGCAUCUGAUGUUUCCAUGCAAUUAUGCACGAGAGGAAGAAGUUCGGUCCUCUUGGGUGGAAUAUAAUCUACGACUUCAACGAAAGUGACUUUGAAGCUUCCCAAACUAUUAUCAAAGAUAUGCUUAAUGAUGAAAAGGAUGAAAUAGCAUGGGAUGCCAUUAAAUACCUUACUGGAGAAAUUAUUUAUGGAGGAAGGGUCACCGAUGAUCAGGAUAGAAGGUGAAUGAUGAGCAUUUUAGAAACUUUUAUUAAUCCCUCAAUUCUGGAAGAUGGAUACUCUUUCACUCCGUCAGGGAUCUACAAGCUCCCUCCAGCAGAUUCAAACAUAGAGGGCAUGCUUGAAUAUGUUCAAAGCCUCCCAGAUCAAGACAGCCCAGAAAUAUUUGGAAUGAAUGACAAUGCAGACAUUGCUUGCUUAGCGAGUGAGAGUAAUUACCUUCUAAAUACUGUGCUUUCAAUCCAGAGUAUGAGCUCUUUGGGAAGCGCAAGUUCCCAAGAUAACGAUCAGUUUGUGGACUCAAUAGCUGAAAAGAUCAAGACAGGUCUGCCAGAUCCUUUGACCAGAGAUGGGGCUUCUAAAGAAUUGUUCAAAGCGAAUAAGCAAGGCUUGUAUGCUUCCCUCACUACGUAUCUCCUCCAGGAAAUGGAAAGAUUUAAUAAGUUAGUAGCUGUCAUGAGAAAGACCCUUGAUGAAAUGUGAGAUGCUAUUAAGGGACUUGCUGUUAUGUCCGAAGAACUUGAUCAAAUGUACGGCUGUAUUCUUAUUAAUAAAGUUCCUGAGAAAUGGGCAGAGUAUGCUUAUCCAUCCCUCAAGCCACUGGGCUCUUGGGUAGAAAACUUAUGUGAAAGAAUCGAGUUUAUAAGAUCUUGGCUUGCUCAUGGUAGGAUUCAUAAAUUCUGGAUGCCAUGCUUCUUCUUCCCUCAGGGAUUCUUGACUGCUAUCCUACAAGAGCAUGCUAGAAAAUCUAAGAUUCCUAUUGAUGAGCUAAGCUUCUCUUUCAAAUUAAUGGAAAAUGAAGAAGAUGAACAGGCAGCUGAUAGAACUCAAACAGAAUACAUAAUUUAUGGUUUAUUCUUGGAAUGCGGAAAGAUAAAUACAGAAACUUUGAUGUUAGAGGAUGCUGAGUUUGGGAAGAACUAUACAGAACCUCCAUUUAUCAAGAUUAUUCCAACAAGGAAUUAUGUCCCAGACUCUUUAGAUUACAGAUGUCCUCUCUACAAGACUUCAGAACGUGCUGGUACUCUGAACACUACAGGCCACUCUACUAACUUCAUUUUGAUGAUAGAACUACCCUCUUCACUUCCUCCAGAUCAUUGGAUAAAGAGAGGUACAGCAUUAUUAUGCCAACUUGAUGAUUAAUGGAUUGAUUCAAUUAAUAUAA